This is a messenger RNA of Punica granatum (pomegranate), 2175 nucleotides long. The record is from RefSeq and is a predicted model, not a curated record. Lineage: Eukaryota; Viridiplantae; Streptophyta; Magnoliopsida; Myrtales; Lythraceae.
ACAAAAGCUUCGGAUAAAACCAGGAAGAGGAGACGAAUUCGAGAAGCAGCAGACACAGUCAGCGGCUGAAGAUGGAGGCAGUGAACCUACGAGUGUGGAGCCUCUCAUCUCGGCCUCUGAAGCAUCUCUUCCGCCUUGCCUCCUUCUCCUCCUCCUCAGCUCGACGCCCCUCUUCCUCCCCCAAGCUUUUCUUCUUCCGCUGCUCCUCUUCCUCCUCCCCUUCUUCCGCCGCCACCGCCUCAACUCCUUCCGCCUCCGGACGCAAUCGCCGCUCGCCUUCCUCCACCACCACUUCCGACAGGGAAGCUAUUCGUGCCAUUCGCUCAAAGAAGGUGGAAGAGCUGAGGAGCAAGGGGCUCGAGCCUUAUGCUUAUAAGUGGGAAAGGACUCAUACCGCGAAUGAGCUGCAGGACAUAUAUAAGGAUCUGGGAAAUGGGGAAGAGCUGACUUGUGAGAGUGAUCGAGUUUCUAUAGCUGGAAGAGUCGUUGCGCGACGAGCUUUUGGGAAGCUUGCUUUCUUGACUCUUAGAGACGACUCUGGAUCAAUUCAGCUUUACUGCGAGAAGGAAAGGCUCUCAAACGAACAAUUCGAGCACCUAAAGACGCUUGUCGACAUUGGUGACAUCCUCGGGGCGAAUGGAACCAUAAAGCGGACAGAGAAAGGUGAGCUUUCCGUGUGUGUGAAUUCUUUUGCUAUUCUUACGAAGUCCUUACUUCCACUCCCUGAUAAAUACCAUGGUCUCACUGAUGUGGACAAGCGGUACCGUCAAAGGUACGUAGAUAUGAUUGCGAAUCCCGAAGUAGCUGAUGUUUUUCGAAAAAGAGCAAAGAUUGUCUCAGAGAUCCGGAGGACAGUUGAAGCUUCUGGUUUUGUUGAAGUCGAGACUCCAGUCCUGCAGGGAGCAGCUGGUGGAGCUGAGGCAAGACCAUUCAUCACAUACCAUAAUUCACUUGGGAGGGACCUCUACUUGAGAAUCGCCACUGAGCUCCACUUAAAAAGAAUGCUUGUCGGUGGAUUUGAAAAGGUGUAUGAAAUUGGACGCAUAUUUAGGAAUGAAGGGAUAUCAACUCGCCAUAAUCCUGAGUUUACCACCAUAGAGAUGUACGAAGCAUAUUCCGACUAUGAGAGCAUGAUGAACAUGGCUGAGGAAAUUGUAACCCGAUGUGCCCUUGCAGUUAAUGAUAAGCUUACCAUUGAGUACCAGGGAACAGAGAUCUGUCUAGAGCGGCCUUGGAGAAGAGAAACAAUGCAUAAUCUUGUCAAAGAAGCUAUUGGAGUUGAUUUUGAUGAUUUUAGUGGCAAUCUUAAAGCCGCUAAAGAGGUUACUCUCACAAAGCUUGGAAGCACCCUUGAAAGUAAAAACAAAAUUGCUAUCGAAUCAUGCCCUUCUAUCGGUCAUCUUGUUAAUGAGGUUUUUGAGGUAGUUGUGGAGCCGAAGCUUCUUCAACCCACAUUCGUUUUGGACUAUCCUGUUGAGAUAUCUCCUCUCGCCAAACCUCAUCGAAGGCGUUUGGGCUUGACUGAGAGAUUUGAACUCUUCAUCUGCGGUCGCGAACUUGCCAAUGCAUUUUCGGAGUUAACUGAUCCAAUGGAUCAGAGAGGACGCUUGGAAGAGCAAGUGAGGCAGCACAACGAGAAGAGGGCAGCAGCUCUCUCUCGUGGCGAAUCUAACAAAGGGAAAGCAUCAGAGGAUGACGAUGAUGAUGAAUCGUACGAAGUGACUCUUGAUGAUGACUUCCUGACAGCUCUGGAGUAUGGGAUGCCUCCUGCUUCUGGAAUGGGGCUUGGGAUCGACCGGCUGGUGAUGCUAUUAACAAACUCUGCAAGCAUACGAGAUGUAAUUGCUUUCCCCAUCCUUAAGGCUCAACAGUAGCAGCUAUUCACAUUCUGUUCAAAGGAGCCGAAUCUUGUAACCUGUCAUUCAACGGACACAGGAAGAAGUCCUCUUAGGCAUUCGGAUGUAGCAAAAUUUUGGUCAUUCUCUUUGAGCUGUAAUAGUAGUUUAUAUUGGAGGGACUUCACAUACCUUCUUCGAGUCGUGAAAUUGCAGAAAUAUUUCCGGAACAUGUGAAUUUGUUUGAGCGACAUUUAUCUCCUAUCCACAUUGCUUAUGGCACUGAGACUGUUGCCUGUGAACUAUUGUUUGAAUAAAAGAAAAGCUUUUCUUUUUCUUA